Ilex paraguariensis (yerba mate) is the source of this 2315-nucleotide messenger RNA. The record is from the annotation of a GenBank genome assembly. Lineage: Eukaryota; Viridiplantae; Streptophyta; Magnoliopsida; Aquifoliales; Aquifoliaceae.
GUUCAUCAUCCUUCACCAGCCUAUUUCUUCUACUGAAAUCUUGUGUCAUACAAUAUCAGUAACAAUAAUGGGAUAUUGGAGACUGUUUUUCUUACUUUCUCAUGUCAUCGUAAAUUUUGUUGGCCUCACGAAUGCGCAGCCUAAUUUCUUAGGCUAUCGCUGUGGAGUCAAUGUCACUACAAGCAAGUAUGAGGCAAACAAGAACACCCUACUCUCCUCCCUCUCCACCAAUGUUGACAGAUAUGGCUUUUACAAUUCCUCCGUCGGCGAAAACACUGACAAAAUAAACGCAGUUGUGCUUUGUCGAGGAGAUCUUGAGCUAGAUGUCUGUCGCAGUUGUGUUAACGACUCUAAUAGUAUGCUCGUGCAGCUUUGUCCAAACUGCAAGGAGGCAAUUGGAUGGUAUGAUAAUUGUAUGUUAAGGUUCUCAAGUCGAGACAUAUACCGCACUGUCCAAUAUGAACCAAAAGUAUUUUACUGGAACCCACUUGAAGCACCAGACGUGGUUCAGUUUAAUCGGUCACUGAGGAUCUUAGUGGACAGGCUAAGGAACAAAGCAGCAUCGGGUGGUCCUUUGAGAAAGUAUGCUGCAGGGAACAUUAGUGUCUCUAACAAUCAGACCAUAUAUGCGCUUUCACAAUGCACUCCUGAUUUGUCUGAGCAACAAUGUAUCAAUUGUUUAGAUUUGGCUGCAGGGGAUAUUCCGAAGUGUUGUUAUAGAAAAAGAGGAGGAAGAAUUCUAGUACCCAGCUGUGUUCUUAGGUUUGAGAAUUACCCUUUCUUUAAUGAAACUCCGGCAAGUGCACCUCAAUCGCCACCUCUAGGCAAGGACCAUGGGACAACUGGACUUGGCACAACUCACACCGUUAUCAUUAUUAUCAGUGUAAUUGUGAUUUCUGUGAUUCUUAUUGUUUGCCUUUGUAUAUUUCAAAAAAAGAGGAUGCAUAGGGAGCCAAAGGAGGAAACUGAGAAAGCCGUGGAUGAAAUUAGCAGCAUAGAAACCUUGCAGUAUGACUUUGAGACAAUAAAAAGUUCUACGGAUAACUUUUCUAACAAUAACAAGCUUGGAGAGGGCGGAUUUGGGACUGUUUACAAGGGUAAGCUUCCAAACGAAAAAGAAAUAGCUGUGAAGAGGUUGUCCUCCGAUUCCGAACAAGGUGAAGUAGAAUUCAAGAAUGAAGUGUUGUUGCUGGCGAAACUUCAACACAGGAAUUUGGUUAGGCUCUUAGGUUUUUGCCUAGAAGGAACAGAAAGGCUUCUUAUAUAUGAGUUUGUGCCCAAUGCAAGUCUCGAUCAUUUCAUAUUUGAUCCACUCAAACGAGCAUAUUUGGAUUGGGAUCACCGCUUCACCAUCAUUGGAGGCAUCGCCAAGGGACUUCUUUAUCUUCAUGAGGAUUCUCGGCUUCGGAUUAUUCAUCGUGAUCUGAAAGCUAGUAACAUUUUGUUGGAUAAUGAAAUGAACCCAAAAAUUUCAGAUUUUGGAAUGGCAAGACUUUUUGCGCUUGAUGAAACUCAAGGCAAUACGAGUAGGAUUGCAGGCACCUAUGGGUAUAUGGCACCAGAAUAUGCAAUGCAUGGGCAAUUCUCGGUUAAGUCAGAUGUCUUCAGCUUUGGUGUGUUAGUUCUAGAAAUUGUAAGUGGUGAAAAGAACAACUGUUUUCGACAUGGGGAGAAUAUAGAGGAUCUUCUAAGCAAUGCUUGGAAAAAUUGGCAGGAUGGGACGACAACAAAUCUGAUAGAUCCCGAAUUGAAGGUUGGUUCAGGUUCAAUGCAAGACAUAAUUAGAUGCAUUCACAUUGGUUUGCUAUGUGUUCAAGAAAAUGUAACUGAAAGACCACCCAUGGCUUCUGUUGGUCUCAUGCUUAGUAACUACUCUCUCACUCUCCCGGCGCCUUCAGAACCCGCAUUCUUCUUACAUAGUAGCAUUGAUCCUGAAAUGCCAGUGCUUCAAAAGUUUGAUUUGGGGACGACUCAAUCAAGUCAACCAAAAAGUAAAUCGGAAAAUGUGUCAGUAAAUGAGGUUUCAAUCACGGAUGUAUAUCCUCGUUAGUGCUAUUUGAGGUUACAAACAAUAAUGAUAAGCAUGUUGGUAAUAUUUUGGUUUAUGUUGUUUGUUUUACAUCGGAGCUUUUGUUGAUAGGGUUCGAAGAUGACAAAUGAUCCUUCUUGAGAACCUAUCUAUUUUACAGGUUUAUGUAUUGUAUUAUUCUAUAUCUUUGUCGGUGUUUCAAAACAUUCUUAUUCUAGAGUGUUGUCAAAUUCCCCCAGCAUUGGUUGUGGAGAAAAUGUAACUUGUUUGAUAUAUAUUAUGCCGC